AACCCUCCCACCGCACACAAGAAGAUUUUUUUAGUUGUUUUGCCUACAGUGUUUCCUGAAACCCCUUCAGUUCAUGUCUUCAUGAACUGAACUCCAGGAUAGCAGACACAAACAGCUGUGAUCAUCCAGACAACAGCGGUAUCAGUGUAAUACACCAGCAACAAGUCAGAGAAGUAUGGAGAACGAGACAAAGAUGAUGAUAUUCUGUCUGCUUUUGGCAGCUCUUUGCAGCCCUGUGUUAACUGGAGAGUGGACGGCAACUGUUCCAAAAAACCUUGACGCCCUGGUUACAUCCUGUGUCGUGAUACCCUGUUCAUUCACCCAAGCUAAAGAAAGGCUGCCCCACUCCAGACUCAGGGGGAUCUGGCAUCGUCCAGCAAGCCGAGAUGACUGCAUCUAUCAUGAGGAUCAGACGCAGAUCGUGGAAAACUUUCGGGGCCGCACAGAGUUGUUGGGAAAUUUGGGCGACAGAAACUGCACCUUGCUAAUGACUGAAAUUAAAGAUCAUGAUGAUGGCCCUUUCUGUUUUCGGAUUGAAUUAGUACCAACAGGGACUGAAACAUCCAAAAUUGACAAGUUCUCCUUUGUUAACGAUUGCGUCCGCUUUAAAAUGAUCACUGAACCUCCAAAACCAACUCUGAUUCACCCAAAGACAGCAGUUCAAGGUCGUUCCUACACCAUCACCUGUUCAGUCCGCCAUACCUGCCCCUCCCAUAUACCUAAACUCACAUGGAGCAGAGGCACUGCAGAUGAUAUCAAUGAACUUCACAGAGAAAUUCAUGGUGGCUUCUGGGAGGUUCAGUCCACUCUGAUUGUCAUCCCUGAGGAGAAGGACGACCACACAGACAUCACCUGCACAGCCAAAUUUAAUGGACUGAAGACAUCCACUGAAAAAAUGACACUUUAUAUAAAACGUAAAGAAAACUAUAACCACAUCAUCAUUCCUGCAGUAGUGGGGAUCGGCACUGCUGUGAUCUUUGGAGGCCUCUGCAUUUUCAUGAUGAAAAAAUACAAGAAUCGCAUUGCAGAGCUCCAAAAUCAGGAAGGCAGCAUGUGGAACCGGCUUUCCAGACUGUCUCGGAGGAGAGUCUAAACAUGAGAAGUGAAAAACAGAACUUCACUGCUAUAGAUGAUCAAAGGAAACUAUAAAAGGCAGUGACCAAACUUCAGGAAACACCAGCUGGUAGCUCCAGAUGCCACCAGUGAGGGGCACCAAACUUGACAUCGAAAUGAAAAAUGUUUUUAAUCUCCAACUGCAUGAAAUGAGGAAUGUUGUAAACCUGUUUUUCCAUCUAAUAAUGACUGUUUCAGUAUUGUAAACCUUGAUUCUUGUACAUUAAAUCUUGGAUUGUUUCAUCAUU
This is a messenger RNA of Thunnus maccoyii (southern bluefin tuna), 1361 nucleotides long. RefSeq names its product myelin-associated glycoprotein-like. The transcript has 9 exons. Bases 176 to 1093 code for a protein of 305 amino acids. NCBI's taxonomy places the organism in Eukaryota, Metazoa, Chordata, Actinopteri, Scombriformes, Scombridae. The record is from RefSeq and is a predicted model, not a curated record.